AUGGCGUCUUCUUCUUCCUCCUCCUCCUUAUCCGUCAUUACCUUCCUCCUCUUGGCGCCUCUCUGUUUGUCACGUGAAUCACCUUUGCAAAUCCCGAACGGAACCUUAGAUCUCUCUUUGCUCUGGUACGGACAAUUCACGCCGGUCCAAAAAGAGAGGGUUCACGAUUUCAUAGAAUCGCUUAACUUCGACGGCAAGGAAGGUCUUGAUCCGAAGGUAUCUUCGUGGUGGAAAGUGGUGGAGAGUUAUCAAGAGAGGUAUGAGCUGAAGGAGAUUUACCGACAGAAUAAGAAGAAGAAGAGUAGCAGAACCGUAGCUCCGAGGAUUAAGGUGAAGAUUGUCCGGAGUUACGUGGAUGAGAAGAUGAAGUUUGGAAAGGAACUGACAAUCGAUAAUGGUGAGAAACUGGUUGAGACGGCCAUCGGAAAUAUGUCCAAAGUGAUUCCCGUGGUAUUACUUGCCUCGCAAGUUAGGGCUCAUGGCGUAGGGUUUUGUAACGCAACUUGCCAACACUACGCCCUUAAAGGUCCAAAAAAACAACAACCGUACAUAAUGGUGAGCGACCCGGAGGUGCAAUGUCCCGGAGAGUGUGCCUGGCCUUUCCACAUGGCCGACAAAGGUCCACAUGGCAUGAUUUAUCAACCGCCAAGUGGCGAAAUCGGAGCCGACGCAUUGAUCAUUCAGCUAGCCACCGGUUUAGCCGACUCCGCCACCAAUCCAGCUUUAACCGAAUCCUUAUUCAAAUCUGAGCCACCGUACAGCGUCGAAGGAAACCUCAGCUCUUCGAAUUUGUAUAUAGCGGACCCUGCAACCAAGUGCACUCGGGUUUUCGGAUCCGGAGCUUUUCCGGGUUUUACUGGAAAAAUCCGGGUUGACCCGGUAACUGGUGGAGCUUUUAAUUCACACGGAAUCAACCACUUGAAAUUCUUGAUUCCUUCUGUUUGGGACCCUAAGACCAAAUCUUGCUGGACUCCUAUGUAA
Molecule: messenger RNA, 981 nt
Organism: Thlaspi arvense
Lineage: Eukaryota; Viridiplantae; Streptophyta; Magnoliopsida; Brassicales; Brassicaceae
Source: the annotation of a GenBank genome assembly